GACCGGUUAUCCCCGACCCAAUGGAAAGUCUCAACGUCAGUCGAACGAAAAGUGAGCGAAACUCGGGCAGACGCGGCGCUAAGGAUUGAAUGGCCGUGUAGAGACUCAAGAGCGCGUGGUUUGCGGCGUUGAUGUAGAAUCGAAGAGGCAGAUUUUAGGAGUUGAAGUGGUGGAGAUUGCCACUUGAAGUCGUUGCCCGCCAAAGAGCGAUCAUCCCCGUCCGGUCAUCCCAACUGCGCUGGGAUUCUUCCUCCUCAACACCAGCACUGCACCAUCUUCAACUCGCUAGACCGUCGCCAACACAUAACAUCGCCCUCCACGCGAUGAGAUAGCUCAAAGCCGUGCGGCGGCCAUGCUUUUUCGAUCAUCCUACUCAAUUUGCUCUUCUCUCCUGCAACUCGUUGCAUAGCUGUCUUUUGAAGCCCGCCCAACCUGCCCUUAGCGCACUCCCACUUUCAACACCCCCUCCCCAUCAUCAUGGCGACGCCGAGUCUGGACCAGCUCGUGAAAGGCUCUCCAGCCGCUAGUAAUCGUUUACGCUCUUUAUCAGCUCCGUCUGCAGAACCAUUGACACCCAGCCAAGAGUCCUACCCCUCGGGCUCGCCUGAUUCAAUGACACCCUCGCCGCCGUCCACCACCGAUCCCCUCUCAACUCUACCCUCCUCUCCCCCUCAGAUAUAUUUGAAUCUUCUCAUUCUCGAAAGCUCGUUAAGAGCCCAGUACCUGGCGCUGCGGGAACGCCGGCGACAGAACACAUUUUUCCUACUCUUGCUUGCAGCAUGGAUUGCAUACUUUGGCUAUGCAUUGUUCCUGCGCCCACGUGAAGACGGACGCGGAGUUGGAGGAUCGGUAUACUGGGUUGUCGAGAUGUGGGAACGGGUUGCGCUACUUGGAGGUGUGGUAACAGCACUCCUUGUUUGGGGCACUGGUCAAUGGGAGCGUGGCAUUCGAUGGCCCCGACGCUGGCUUGCCAUUGCCAAUCGUGGCUUACGAACCAUGAACACCAAGAUCGUGGUGAUUCGGGGCCCCUGGUGGCAGGAGAUCCUCUCGUAUCUCUCUUUCCUGUUUCCAUUCUCCACUCCCUUCUCCCCCUCCGCAGUAGGGGAUUUCCACUACCUCGACCGUCCGUUAUCCGAGAAACGUGGUGGUGGUCGCACUUCCCACCAGUAUUACUACAAUAUUGACCCUGAAUCCGGACUUGUGGAGGAGGACCUCAGUCCAGGUGGCGAUCAUAUUCGCCUGCUUUUGCUGCCAAAAUUGUUUUCUCCCGAAUUUCGAGGUAAUUGGGACGACUAUCGCACUGAAUUUUGGGACAAGGAAAACGAACGACGGGCUCAACUUCGCGAGAAAUUACGCCAGAAGGAGCGCCAACUCGCUCGUCACGAUAGGUCAUGGUUCUGGUGGAUAGGACUUGGCUGGAAGACGUCACGACGUCGCCGACUUGCUGCGGCCACUCUACACAGGACGAUUGAAGGCGAUAAGGGUCACCGUCACAAUCAUCAUGUCCACCCAAGUAUUUCCAAGUUAGCCCACGAUUCAAAGUCACCCCUUCGACGCUCAUCACGCUCCGGCUCACAUUCUCGUACGCCGUCGCGCAGCAGUACCCCGGCCGACACAGACGACCGGCCACCGUCCCGAUCAUCUGCAACUGGCCGUCCCCGCCGAAGCAGCCUCACACCAUCCACUCCAGGCUCAGGACCUGAACAGGGCCAACGUCGGAAGAGGAAUGGGUCGAAGACACUAAAUCGGGGCAUGUCUCCUUUAACUCAGGCGCAGAUCCGGGAGGGUGUACGCACCGCGUCAUUCUCAUCAGAUGACUCCGCUUCUAUAAUGGGAUUGUCGCCAGACAAGGACAAAAAGAAAGACGACGGUAUAGAAAGCUGAUUCGAGUUCCCACUCUGGCAUGUGCUUUAUUUUCGGUCUUGUUUCGCUUCUGUACUUAGCAGUAUAUUAUACCCAACAUAAUUAAUUUCAGUCCAUGGUAAUAGGUUAUUCAAAGUUUCUCGCACUCUCAGCUUCAAUCUUUACGGAUUUGUUUGAUGAGUUGCGUACUAAAUUGCUACGUAAUAG
Aspergillus versicolor CBS 583.65 is the source of this 2070-nucleotide messenger RNA. Its product is annotated as Spo7-like protein. NCBI's taxonomy places the organism in Eukaryota, Fungi, Ascomycota, Eurotiomycetes, Eurotiales, Aspergillaceae. The record is from RefSeq and is a predicted model, not a curated record. Gene Ontology annotation, biological process: nuclear envelope organization. Gene Ontology annotation, molecular function: phosphoprotein phosphatase activity; protein phosphatase regulator activity. The transcript has a single exon. Bases 478 to 1884 code for a protein of 468 amino acids. Gene Ontology annotation, cellular component: Nem1-Spo7 phosphatase complex.